This is a messenger RNA of Emiliania huxleyi CCMP1516, 3556 nucleotides long. RefSeq lists its product as hypothetical. Gene Ontology annotation, molecular function: zinc ion binding; protein binding. The record is from RefSeq and is a predicted model, not a curated record. The transcript has 15 exons. Bases 45 to 3125 code for a protein of 1026 amino acids. Lineage: Eukaryota; Haptophyta; Isochrysidales; Noelaerhabdaceae.
GCGCGAUCAGGGCUGUGGAUCUACCGCGGUAUUAUCUCUCGCCGAUGCGCACCGUCAACAUUUCCGACUACACCCAGAUCCACCCUCAGGGGGCGUCGGUGGGCGAGCGCACGCCGUCCCUCACGCUCGGCGACUGCCAGCGCGCGCGCGCCUCCGAGUGCAGCCGGCAGCACUCGCUGGCCGCCCGCUGCCUCGCCGCGUGCGCGCCGUUCCGCUGCUGCCCGGUUGCGAGCUUCCAGAACCGCGAGGUGUCGCACGCGAUCGUCAACAACGACCUCGCCGCGCUGCGCCGCGCCCUCGCCCUCCGCACCGCCAACAACUCCAAGUGCAUGUCGAGCUGCCACCCUGGCGUCAACGGAGGCAUCGACGGCACGUCGGGCAACGCGCUACACCUGGCGAUCGCGGGCGGCGGGUCGGCCGAGGUGGUGCACGAGCUCGUGCAGAGCGGCGCAAACAUCAACCAGUCCGACCGCUCCGGCGCCCUCCCGCUGCACCUCGCCGCGGCUCGCGGCGACGCCUCCGUGCUCGAGGUGCUGCUCCAGUCGGGGCAGGUAGUCUCGCUCGAGGACGUUGAUGUGGGAGACCGCUCGGCGCUGCAGCACGCCGCCGAGGGGGCGCACUGGGAUUGCGUCCGGCUGCUGCUGCAGCACGGCGCCUCGGCGCACGCGCUCGUCCUCUCGGAGGCGUCUCGCCGCGUCGACGACGGCGUCAAGCGGUCGGCCGAGGCGGCGGCGGUGUGCGAGGGUCUCUGGCGGCCUGCGGUGCGCUUCUGCGCCGUGGUUGCGCUCGGCGGGGAGGGCCGGCGCGCGUCGUGCACCCACCCCGCCCUCGCGACGUCUUGCGACGACAGCGAGUUCCACCGGCUGCUCGACAAGCUCGUGCGGUCGGCGCAGCUGCAACGGCACAGCGACCUGACCGUGCUCACCGAGCUCGGCAUGAUGCACUACAACCUGCUCCCGACGCAGGGCUUGCUCUUCAUGGCAGUCACCAUCAAGGAGAUGGCCCAGCCCGACGCCUUCACCUUCCUCCGCAACUUGCGCGACCGCGUCUUCCGCGAGUUCCCGCAGGCGGCGGCGCCCGCCGGCUCGCCGUCGCAGUUCGAGGAGCCGCAGGCAGAGGCGCUGCUGCGCGCGGCCUGCACCGACACCGACCGCAGGUACGUCCCUCGCGUCGAGCCGAGGCUGCCCGCUCCCUACGGCGGGCCGGAGCUGCCGUCGCGCGCGCUCGUGUGGGUGGAGACCGCGCGCAACCUUGGGCUCGAGCGCGCCGCCAUCGCCCCCGUCUCGGAGACCGAGCGGGCGGGGUGGCAGGGCGCGAUCCGCGGGCUGCGGCGCUCCUCGUCCGGGUCGACCCUCGGCGUGCCGGAGGUUGCGCAGGCGUACAGCCACAACAUGGUCGAGGGGCACCUCACUGACCAGCUGGCCGGCGUGCGCGCGCGUGUCGAGGGCCUUGACCGGCCGCACGCCAUCGCGCUGCUCCGCCACUUCAAGUGGUCGUACGGCGAGGUGGUCAACGCCCUCGACGCGAACCCGCACCUCCUCGCCACUCUCUUCGGCGCCCCCUUCCACGCCGGACCGCCCGACGCCGCGCCACCCGCCGACGCAACCGGCGGAGCGAACGGCGGCGCAGGCGGCGGCGCGGGCGGCGGCGGCGCGGGCGGCGGCGCGGGCGGCGGCGCGGGCGGCGGCGCAGGCGGCGGGGAGGGCGGCGGGGCGGCGGCGGGCGAGGGCGGUGCGGGCGGCGGCGUGGCGGCUGCGGCGGCGGAAGCCUUCGAGGAGGACUCGGUGGGGGGCGAGGCGAGGCUGCGUGCGCACUUGCGCGCAGGGGUGCACGAAGGGCAGGUGCCGCUCUGCAGGCCGGCGAGGGAGGGCGACGCCGAGGGGGCGGCGCCGAGGUACUCGCCGGUGGAGGAGGGGACGCUGCAGGCGCUGCUCACCGAGGCGGAGCGGGAGGAGUACGAGAACAACAUCGUCGCAACCUUCCUCGACGAGUCGGCCUGCUGGCAGACCUGUCCCACGCACUGCGGCCACGCGAUCCACUGCACUGUCGCCGAGCUGCAGCGCCCCGCCGCCGCGGCCACCUCCGUCGCCGCCUUCGACGUCGCGUGCGCCUGCGGCGCGCACUUUUGCUGGCAGUGCAAGGCCAAGUGGCCGCUGCUCGAGUCGCACGCGCCGCUCCCGUGCGAGAUGAUCGCGGGCUGGCAAUCCGCAAUCCUCGAGGACUCCGGCGAGCGGGAGCGCGACACGCCCCCCUCGCGCGUCGCCAACGCCGAGCCGGCGAGUGACCCGCUCGGAGAGAGUCUCGGGGCGGAGGAGGAGGCGGUGGAGGCGCGGCGGCAGCUGCGAGAGUGUCGCGCGCGCGUCGAGGCUCUCUCGGCCGAGAUGCGGCGGGACGCGCCGAUGCGCGAGGCGCUCGCGCAGGCACAGGAGCUCAUUGGCGCGGUGCUGCUGCCGACGCCCGCCGCGGGGUCGGCGGCGGCGGCGGCGGCGGCAGCGAACACGCGCGCGCUGGACGCGGCGGGCUUGGGCGGGCGCGACACGCUCUACUCGUCGCCGACGUCCGCCGCGUGCGACGCGUUGCUCGAGUCGCGGCGCGCGCUCAAGCUCGCCGCCAUCGCCAAGUACAUGGUCCAGCGCCCCCUCGCCCGCAUAAAGAUCGAUCGUGGGCCGCUCAACGACCUCGGCGCGAUCGUGUCGCGGCUGCAACUGCUCGUCGAGCUCCUCGACGCGCUCCUCGACAUUCGGAUGGCGGAGCAGCUCGACGACGAGUCGGAGCGGCGGUACGAGGAGCCAGAGUCGCCCGGCUCGGGCGCGCAGAGCCCGCUCGGCGGCGCCGCGGUGCCUCGGCAGGUGAGCGGCGAGCGGGCGGUCGCGCUGCUCAAGCACGCAGCGCUGCUCUGCUCGACCGACACUAGGGUGGGGUACGCCUCGCUCACCGCCCUCACCCGCGUCACGCGUGCGACGCUGCACGAGCUCGGCCUCUGCCUGUUGCGGCUCGUGCAGCCGCGCUCGGCGGCGGCCGGCGAGGCGCAAGGCGCGGGCGUAGUCGGCACUCUCGUCGAGUCGGGCAUCGCGGGCAUGGUGAGCACUUUCUCCAACCUCUUCGGAUCGUCCGCCCAGAUGUGACCAGGGGCAGCAGCCGCCGCCGCCGCAGCAGCAACAGAAGCCGCCGCAGCAGCAGCAGCGGCGGCGGCGGCAGCAGCAGCAGCAGGCCCCUCGACGCUUCCGUGAGAGGGGGUGGGAGAGGGGUGGGGCAGGCGCAGGCGGCGCACGCGGGGCGGCGCAAGAUGGGGGCUCUAGGAGCUCUCGAUCACUUCCCUGAGGGACAUCUGGCACGGCGGUGUUGCGCCACGCUGGUCGACGCCCACCCACCCCCUCCCGCCCACCAUCUCUUCUCAGACGCUGACCGAGACCGGACACGGCGUCGAGUAUCGAGUAUAGCCCCUCUCUUUUUUGUGCUACAGUUGUGAUGAUGUGAGUCUUUCGUGCGCCUGACAAUGUGUUUUCUUUGGAAUUCGCCCUCUGUUUACGCGUGGUAGCUGGAAGCUGGUACAACC